CCCCACUAAUCCAGGUCACUCUGGCCAAGUUCAGCUCGCAGGCGACUUCCCAUUUCUGACCCCGCCGUUAUCGUCGGUGGACGCUAAUCAAGUCGCACUCUCCGCUCGUUUAUCCCUGUUGCACACUCCCUUGCCUUAACUUAUCUCUAUCUCGCGAUGGGUAUCAUCUCGCUCGCCCUUGCCUUGGCGGCCGUAUACUACACCUGGACAUACUUGAAUAAGCCCAAGAAGAACUUGCCUCCUGGUCCUAAGCCUUUGCCCAUCGUUGGCAACAUCUUGAACCUGGUUGCGCGGGAACUAUGGUUGCCCGCGUCCAAGUGGGCACAAGAAUAUGGUGGCAUUGUUUACAUUCAUGUCUUUGGCCAAAGCCUCGUCUUCCUAAACGACUACGAGGUCGCCCUCGAACUGCUAGAAAAGCGCGGUGCGAUAUACUCUGAUCGGCCAGGAUUUGUCAUGGCCGGAGAACUGUGUGGAUGUAAUAACAUGGUGGCAUUUGCACGAUAUGGUGACCAAACACGUCGGCACCGACGUCUGAUGCAACAGGCGCUCGGGAUAUCCAGCAUCCGUCGAUACGAGCCUCUCUUGGAGGUAGAAGUCAAGGAUCUUCUGAAACGCAUGCUCGUGAGCCCAGAAGACUACACCGGAAACAUCCAGCGGUAUGCGGGCAGCAUGACGCUCAACACGGUCUAUGGGUACCACGUGCAGUCGAACGAAGACAAGUACAUCAAGAUGGCGGACGAGGUCGUGAACAUCCUUGCGAACGACAUCUCGUCUGGCGGCGGCAUUUGGCCCGUGGACAUCAUCCCAGCGCUGCAAUACCUUCCUGACUGGUUCCCUGGGAGUGCGUUCAAGCGCAAGGCAGCGACAUGGAAGGCGAAGCUGGAGAAUUUCGUCGACAGGCCGUACGAAUGGGUCAAGGAGCGCAUGCGCGAUGGAACAGCUGUUCCCUCAUUCUGCUCGACCCUGCUGGAGGACCUUCAGGAGCGCUGCGAAAAAGAGGCGGAUCCACAGCGCGAGUCUGACAUCAAGUGGACGGCAAACUCUAUUUACGCGUCUAGUAUCGACACCAUGUUGACGACGGUCGACCACUUUAUUCUUGCAAUGAUCCUGCACCCGGAGAAGCUCGUCAAGGCACAGGAGGAGAUGGACAGAGUCGUCGGCUCCGGCCGCUUGCCGACGUUCGCAGACCGCCCCUCGCUACCGUACCUGGAGGCCAUCAUGAACGAGUCCCUGCGCUGGGGCGCACCCGUGCCGCUCAGCCUGCCGCACCGGCUGAUGGAAGACGACGUCUACAACGGCAUGUUCAUCCCCAAGGGUUCUCUCGUCUUUGGCAACGUCUGGACGAUGAUCCGCGAUCCGAAGCUGUUCCCGAACCCGGAAGAGUUCCUCCCUGAACGGUACCUCGAGACCGUCGACGAGCACACUGCGCGGCGACGCGACCCGCGCAAUUACGUGUUUGGCUUUGGGCGGCGGCGCUGUCCCGGCAAUCAUCUCGCCGAGUCGUCGCUCUGGAUCGUCAUGGCGUCGAUGGUCGCGACGCUCGAUAUGAAGAAGGCCGUGGACGCGCAGGGAAACGUCAUCGAGCCCACAAUCUCGUUCGAAAAUUCCGUGUUCCGCACGCCGAGCCCGUUCAAGUGUGAUAUUCGUCCGCGGUCGGAGCAGGCACUCAGACUUGUGCGACAGGCGACGGAGGCGUGA
This is a messenger RNA of Laetiporus sulphureus 93-53, 1698 nucleotides long. Its product is annotated as cytochrome P450. The transcript has 9 exons. Gene Ontology annotation, molecular function: heme binding; monooxygenase activity; oxidoreductase activity, acting on paired donors, with incorporation or reduction of molecular oxygen. The record is from RefSeq and is a predicted model, not a curated record. Bases 157 to 1698 code for a protein of 513 amino acids. NCBI's taxonomy places the organism in Eukaryota, Fungi, Basidiomycota, Agaricomycetes, Polyporales, Laetiporaceae.